AUGCCAUUUAUUCCAUCUGUUGAUCGACCCUUUGGGAUUUACCUCUGGGACGUGAUGGACCAAUCAAUUGCUUGGAUCACCGACGGUAAGAUUAUCCCCAGUCAAUUUGAGUUUAUCGAAGGCCAAACAAGAUUCUCAACCUUCCCCCCAGUUGGUAUGGCCAUUUUCGUCUACUAUGCUGUGAUCUUUGGUGGUGAUUUCUUGUUCAAAUCUUUCAAAGUUAAACCUUUGAAAUUGAAUGGCUUAUUCCAACUCCAUAACUUCUUUUUAACAGCCUUAUCCUUGUCUAUUUUGGUCUUGAUGAUUGAACAAUUGAUUCCAACCAUCUAUCACCAUGGCUUAUUCUACGCUAUCUGUAACGAGAAGAACUGGACUCAAGAAAUGGUGUUUUUGUAUUACUGUAAUUACAUCACCAAGUUUAUUGAAUUCAUCGACACUAUUUUCCUCGUGGUUAAACAGAAAAAAUUAACCUUCUUACACACUUACCAUCAUGGAGCCACCGCUUUGCUUUGUUACUUCCAAUUGGUUGGCGAAACUCCUAUUUCUUGGGUCCCCAUCACUUUGAACUUGGGUGUUCAUGUCGUGAUGUAUUGGUACUACUUUUUGGCGGCAAGAGGUAUUAGAGUCUGGUGGAAACAAUGGGUUACACGGUUCCAAAUCAUUCAAUUUGUUAUUGAUUUGGCUUUUGUCUACUUUGCUUCAGGUAUCAAAAUCAUGUACGUUCAUUUCCCUGAAUAUUGUGAUAUGACUAAGUUCUGUGAUGAUUGUGCUGGUACUAUGACUGCUGCUUAUUCAGGCGUUGCCAUUUUAUCUUCUUAUUUGGUUUUGUUCAUUAUGUUUUAUAUUGAAAACUACUUGAAGAAGGCAAAGAGAGCCAAAGCCAAGAAGGAGUAA
Molecule: messenger RNA, 894 nt
Organism: Lizanozyma spartinae
Lineage: Eukaryota; Fungi; Ascomycota; Pichiomycetes; Serinales; Debaryomycetaceae
Product: fatty acid elongase
Exons: 1
Coding region: 1-894 (297 amino acids)
Biological process (GO): very long-chain fatty acid biosynthetic process; fatty acid elongation, saturated fatty acid; fatty acid elongation, monounsaturated fatty acid
Cellular component (GO): endoplasmic reticulum membrane
Molecular function (GO): fatty acid elongase activity
Source: RefSeq, a predicted model, not a curated record